Spirometra erinaceieuropaei is the source of this 5593-nucleotide messenger RNA. The record is from the annotation of a GenBank genome assembly. Lineage: Eukaryota; Metazoa; Platyhelminthes; Cestoda; Diphyllobothriidea; Diphyllobothriidae.
AUGGACUGGCGAACCAGUGCCUGGAUCACCAACAAACGCCAGGAGCAUCCGCCUCAACUACCCUCACUGCACCCGCAAGCUCACCAACCGUAUGGGCCUAUCAGGCCACAUGUGCGUCCACGAAAUCCUGCGGUAGACAGCCGCAGACUGCAUCACGUCACCACAUUCUCCCCCACGAACGCCCGCACCACCUGCGUUACACAACGUCAUCACCCACCACAAGCAUCCAAAUGCCACCUCCUGCGCAAUGGGAAGUGUACGUCUGGGCUCCGUCUCCACGAUGCUUUUUUGCCGUAUGUGUGAUUCGAGUCCGAGAAUAUCCCGGCACGUCAAGCGCCUUGGUUUGGAAGGCUGCCGAAUGACGCCUCAACUCAGCCCAUGCAGUCUGUCCAGUGUGUGUUUGUGUGGAGUGUUGGACUAGUGGGUUGAGAGCCGGGCUGAAACAGCUCCUUCCACGGCACCCUUACCCAUUUGAGAUAUACGUCGCUCAACCACCCUUGUGUGGAAUACUGGUGCUUGUGUUUCGGGGGCUAGGUAGUGCAUGUGGCAGACGCAGACAAGGUCAUUAAAUAUUUCAGCCACCGCGCCCAUUCUCCGCAUCUCUCAAAUGAUCGACUCGGAUAGUGGCUGGGGCCUGGGAAUGGAAAGGGAGAAUGUGGUCGACGACUCAGCGUAUUUUCCCCACUAUAAACAAACUGACGCGCUUGAAGCUAUCACGGUGCGCUAAAAACCGUGACUUUGAAGGUUGCCAAUUGACGGGAUGGCUUGUACCCCUCAGUCGGCCCAGUGAUGCGUGUUUGUGUGUGGAGUGGCCGGUUGGUGGUCUAAUAGUCAGGCUGCAACGGCUCCUUCUUAAUGUGGCUUUUAUGACACUCCCACUGAGUGGGAUCCGAGCCUGGUGUGGCGGCACGCCUAGGUUCGGCUUCGGCCGUGCCAGAUUCCACUCUUUUUUCGUUGGUUAGAACCUUGAUCAUUUGUUGUGUGGGUCACGGUGCGUGGAGUGGAGCGCCAAGUUGCGGGCUCGGCCGUGCAAUCCACCUGCGCCACCAACGCAUUCGGAUUUUAUUGACUAUGUCUUGACACCGGGUCCAGGUGGGAGUGGAGGAUGGAGUGCGGUAGAUGUUGCGCAAGUUUUCCAUUACUUUAAACUAAUUCACGCGCAAGUCACCGUCUCUGUCCUCACCUUGCUGUGGAGCACACGGUGGGCAUCGUCGGAUGCAACGGUCGAACUGUCGGCUUAGAAGCCUAACCACAAGAAAGCAGUGGAAAGCAAACUUUUUCAAUGGUGUUUCACGGUCGACAUGUCACAGAGCCGUUAUCAAGCUUUGCGGCUUUUUUAAACGUCUUUCAACGUACCAGACCUCAGCACUCCGCACGCUUUAGCACUGUAACUGCUGACCCUCUUAUUCCCAGCUAAUCUUAUCUGGAGGCCGUUCCACUAUCCGCCAACUGCGGACGAGCCGGGGUAGCCAGCAGCCAGGCUAACGGGCAAUCCGUCUUCCCGGUAGACGAUGAGCAUGAAAACUUAAUAGAAAAGUAUUUAACUUACCUGAUGUUAAUAACCUUGUGGCCUCCUUCAAGGUUGUAUUCCGCUGUGUGUCCCAGGUGUGUUUGUUUGAGAGCGACACAAGUUAGCCUGGACCGCCUGCGGAAUUGCAUGUCGCCCUUUCAGAAGUUUUUGAAGUUGGAGCUGGGGAGGAGGGGGGAUGCGAGAGGAAACAGAGUUGUCGGGUGUGGAGACAAACACAACACCGGAUUACUUCCCCUGAUUUACCCUUACCGAUUGAGGCAGCUACCGAAAUGCAGCCGCGAGGCAGACACUUGCUUCCGGGAUCCAUAUUUGAGAGUUCGGCAACAGUCAAUGAACGUAAGACGUAGUAACAACUUGUGCGAGAGGAAUGGUGCGGCCUAUUAUGAUAUUCACGUGGAACCCACAAAUGAACAGCCCUGCACCCCGACCAGAGAACCCAUCGUGCAGCAUAUUUAUAUUUUGCUCGGCGUGGGUAUGGAACUAUUUGUGCAUAAGGAAAACGGAUUUCGAACAUUUGUAGCGGUCUGUAAUCACUGUUUGGAUGUAUAAAGGCUGACAGAAAUUAAAAAUGCCAAGUCGGCAGCUGACUCAGAUAGUCGAAUGGUUUUGCUAAUAAAAACUAAGUGCAAAUACUAAACUUUUGGAUUCUGAACUCAUCCGUCCCUUUUGGCAAUCUCCUACAUCUUAACUUAAUACAGAACUCUUUUACCAAUGUUUCUGUUUGAUAUUUUUGGCGCCAUCAACCUCUGCCGAAUCGUUAGCGAGUUCGCUACGUUCUGAGAUAUGAUGUCCAUCGUUCCUCUGACUGCCUCGGAUGCCAAAUCUAUAGAAUUUUGGUGUACUGUAAAAUGAUGUUUCCUGCAUAAUGCUUUCAUUUUUGGACUGGUCAUUCUGCAGUUAUCCACUCUACACGUUGAGUCUUCAACCUGAAUAUCAUAAUUAACAAACUCUCUUUGACCACUAUUAUCUACGAUUUUUCUGUUGGAAACCUUCACCGUUCAGCACGGUUGCGUUUAAUCCCAGCCAAGAACCACCCGGAGACUGUUUGGUGCAAGAUAAAUAACGGCAGUUUUAUUCAACCAAUCGCAGUGUUCAUGAAAACAUUAAUUCUGUCGUGGAUAGAGUACGCUCGGAAGCAGAGCCAAAAAAACGAUAACUAACAUCACCAUCUAUUGAAGUUAUCGGGAAUUUAAACUGUGUAUUCAUGAAAAAGUCGAUGAGAAAUAUCAUUAAGGAAAGAAAAAUUAUCGGAAAUAAACUAGUAAGAUAUGAAAAUAAAAACAUUAAACUAGGAAGAAAUGCCUAAAAAUUCUAAUGUAAUUUUAAAAGGCUGAAAUUUGGGCGGGAUCCAUGAAUUGCAAUUUGUCCUGGCUCUACAGCCCUUGCGAGCCACCGCUGGGAUGAUUCAAGCCGUCCUUCUUGUCACCUGGCUCUUUUACACUUCGGCCUGUGUAAUUCCAUUUAUUUCAUAAUGUAAUUAGGAGGAACAUGUGAGCUCGUUAUCCUUCAAUAUUGAGCAUUCCUUUGAUGGAGGUAUGUCGUUUUCCACCCAUCCUCAUAACAGCACACCCGCUGAUAGCUAGUCUUUACAUUUAGACUGGAGUUACUUUUGUGGCUGGUUGACCCCUGACAGUAGUGUCUGUGAGCACAAUCUGCCCAGCAAUCCUUUCACGUAAUUGGUGUCGUAGGCGUCAAAAGCCCUCACCUAACAGGUAGAUGGCCCCAUGUACCGCUGACCGUCGUCCUUUCUGAAGUACUCGGCGGGAUGAGAAGUCGCUUAUGAUAAUAUCUACAAACGUACAGGAAAUAAGGCGAAUGAAGUGUGACCAUAUGGACGAACCUUCCAUCACAAUGACUACUUAGGAACUCCUCCCUUCAUUGCUCGCAAACCACUCACUAAGUUGACUGUGUGCUUGUAUGGUUCACGAGCACUGUUCGCACAGGCAAAAGAACAGUAAGUGGCCUUUAGGGCUUAAUAAACCUUAGUAGGGACGUCACAGAUUGUAAACCCGACGCCAACGCGAGUAGGUUGUUUAACGUUCUUGCUGUGGAUUCCUCGUUCACGUAGGGAUCUUAUCUCACUUACAGUCGGCUUGCAUAAUGCGUGUACAUCUGGUGACUUUCCGGUUCCGCAAUAAAUCCCUACCGUAAAUACGUUACCAAGGUAGCUUCCUUCCCUAAGGGCCUCCCAACUCUUCCUAAGAUAGGUCUUAGAUUUCCUAUAAACGGAGAGACCGUUAAUAGCCAAUCGAAUUUCUGGAUCGCUGCUAAUUGAACCAGUCUUACUUACAAGCCUGAGUAGUUGCCUUUUCAAGCAGACGUACACAUAUUCGCGGCUGCCCAUGGGAGUUACCUGCAGGUUAUACGCCGCUCUCAAGAGUGUUCUUGAAUCUACCGGAAGUUGGGCACAAUCGGCCUAAAAAUAGCCAAAAAAUCGUAUCUGAGCAUGCUCCAUGUUGUAUCGCAGGGCCCAUUCACAUAACUGUUAGAUGCAUGCGCCACCCGUGCCAGCGGUAAUGACCCCAUGGUUUUUCCCGUCCUCCAAGGCACUUAAGAGCGACAAUGCCUUUCUGUCCUCUUGUAUAGCGCACGUGCGCGUGCGCUAUCGUAAUGCGACUAAAGAUCGGCAAACAAUGAAAUGCCAGGUUGCAUAAGCGGAGUUGUCGGUUACGUGGUAGACAUGCAUAUCUCGACAAAUCGCUAUUCACGUAUAUCUACUCGAUAUCUAUUGAUUAACGUAUUCGGAUCAUGCCCUAAUCAGCCAGUAAGAUCAGUGCUUGCACGCAAACUUGCAAAUCUGAGAUGCUAGUGCAGGGUUGGACACAUGUUGUAAGGGCAGUGUUUUGUGUUUUUAUCUUAGAUCUCAUCUACUGUCAUUUUUGAUGGUUCGUAAUACAAGUUCACGGUAAUUGUACUGCCGAGGCAUACCAUUUCAUAGGUGUUUUUCUUCCGCAGUUUCCGAUUGAUCGGUCCACACAUCUUUUGCUACUCCAUAAACGAUCGCUUAUUCGCGUUAGGUCCCAUUGCACAGCGACAUAGCAUGGUGUUACCUGCCUUACUGGAACUAGUUGGGGAUAAUUUAAUUUUCCUUGGUUUCUUCACUAGCGUCAGCACACUUCUUCAUUCUCCACACAGGUAAAACCUUUUCGAAGAAAGGUACCCUAAUUGUUUCUCCUGCGAAACGGGAUGCGGCUUCUAUGACAGAUGAGCAGGCCUUGACCACAGAGGAUUUACGCGCACUCAAAGUACCAACAAUUCAUUGAUGUUUCACCGCUCUCAUUGAGGAACUUGUUGAUAAGGAUUCUUUGUAUAUUGUCCGACUACUUGAUAAGGAAUCAGUGGCGCAACUUAUGAGCUCCUGCCGAGCGGUACGCUGUUGUUCCUCUGACGUAUCUUCAGUGUCUCUUGUUCUCAUCAAAAGGCAGGCUCUCCCUGACAGUCAGCCUUGAUGCAUCUGCAUCGGCAGUUGCUAUUACCUUGGUGGCUGAGAAUCAGACCUGCAUGUCACUUCCACCGUCCCACGACCUGACCCUACAAACGGUCGCAUACGUCCAGCGCCCGUCACUUGGAACUGGGUAUGCUAUCUAGUCUUGCAUCGAUAUUUUUAGGCCCGAUACCUUGGAAUAUUUGAAGAAACUCGAGCGCCAACGUGAAGAAAAGCUUCGACAAGAGCAAAAUGACAAUCGGUCAUUCAUUGCAAAAUACGUAGGUUCUCUUCUUCCGGGAGCUAGUUAAGCCCAAGUUAAUCCUUGCAAUCAUAGCUCUUCCCCCCCCCACAGCAAAUUUCUAUAAUCUGUCUUUCAAAAUUAUUUUCUGAACUUAGUGUCUUAGCAUACGAAUAGGUCGCAUCCGUUGGUGGAAUUGAAUGUUGAUUUUCUUUAAUAAUGCGAAGUUAGUCUUUGUCUAGAAACUUAAACAGGCAUCCCAUGUUUCCGAAGACACUGAAUCUCGCCUUCUUCUUUACUUUAGUGGAUGUAUAUUGUGCCUGCUGUCUUCUUCUUCUUCAUCCUCAACUCUGUCGAUCCUAACUCCAACGAAAAUUCUGGGAGCAGCGGUCGCUAG